Messenger RNA from Vollenhovia emeryi, 3036 nucleotides. RefSeq lists its product as uncharacterized. The record is from RefSeq and is a predicted model, not a curated record. Lineage: Eukaryota; Metazoa; Arthropoda; Insecta; Hymenoptera; Formicidae. The transcript has a single exon. Bases 1 to 3036 code for a protein of 1011 amino acids.
AUGACCGACUCAGAGAGCAAGCUAAAGGAAAGCAAGGCAAAGCGUAAACAAGUAAAGGGAAGUCUCACAAGACAGCACACGUACUUAUCCGAAGUAAACGCAGCAGAAGUAUCGAUAAUCGAAUUACGUCAGCGACUGCAAAAGGUGUCCGAGCUUUGGGGUGCCUUCGAGAAAGCUCAAUCAGCUAUCGAGGAGUGCGAGCACGAUGAGAAAUAUGAUUCGAUCCAUCUUGAAGUAAGAAAAGGGUUUGAAGAUAGGUAUUUUGCAGCCACUGUGGGACUGGAGACGCUGAUUGCGAGCAAACUUGAAGCUUCGCGGGCUGCUACUCAGCUGCGGCGGGACCUUACACAGAAUGUCACCGAACGCAGGGAGACGCCACUUUCGCAGGGAAGUAACCUUACAAAUGAGCAUUUGAAAUUACCGCGUAUUACGUUACCAGAAUUCUCGGGUAAAUAUGAUGACUGGAUUCCAUUUCGAAAUAUGUUUCAGAGUAUGUUUCACGAUAAUCUCACAAUUCCAAAUACACAAAAAAUGCAAUUCUUACUCGCAUCAUUGACGGGCGAAGCAAAAGGUCUGGUUAGUUCUCUCGAGCCUUCGGACGAGAAUUACUUGGAGGCUUGGCAGAUACUGAAAGACAGAUACGACGAUGACUGCGCCAUAAUACAGCGGCAUGUUAAGUCAUUGUUCGAGCAGCCUGUCUUGCCCAGGGAGAAUCAUCGUGCCCUUAGACGAAUGUUAGACAAUAUGUUGAAGCACAUACGUGCUCUCAAGGCGCUGAAGAGGCCCACCGACAAAUGGGACGACUUGCUAAUCCAGCUGCUGACAAGUCGGUUGGAUCAAGUCACGAACAAGGAAUGGGAAACGUCGUUGAAGAAGGGAGAAAUACCCACGUUCACGCAGUUGACAGAAUUUCUUUCGCAGCGAUGUAGAGCAUUGGAAGCAUCGUCACGUACACAGCGCUCUGGACCACUGGCAGUAAAAGGAACCUCCCAUGAGCAAGGCAAGGGAACCACAGCGCAUGUAGCUACAACAAACGUUAUGUGCGCACAUUGUGGAAAAGGAGACCACUCGAUUUAUAAAUGCAGCAACUACUUGGAAUUGGGUGUGGAUCAGCGAAUAAAGGAGGCAAAGUCACGCAAGCUGUGUCUAAACUGCUUGAAGGUCGCGACGCAUCAGGCAAAGCAGUGCGGUUCUGGAUCUUGUAGAAAGUGCGGCAAGCGGCACAACACGCUGCUGCAUUUGGAACAGGCGGCCAUUCAGGAGGAGCCGGCAGGCGCGAAGAUAUCAGCUGAGGACAAAAUAAAGGUAGUGGCCACGAGUGUAAAUCACGCAGCAAACCAUCAAGGGAAGCAAGUACUCCUGGCAACGGCAAUGGUCUACAUCCUGAACGCGAAGGGCAGGCAGAUACCUUGUCGAGCGCUACUGGACAAUGGUUCACAAUCCUGUUUUAUCACGGACAAUUGUGUCGAAAGGCUGGGCAUUAAACGACAUGGUACGUACAUGCCGAUCUCUGGUUUAGGCGAAUUGUCCACGCAAACACGCACCUUGGUGAAGGUGACUUUACAAUCAAGAAUCAAUGGAUUUCAAGUUAAUCUUGACUGUCUGGUGAUCGGGAAGAUUACGCAGACUAUUCCAGUCAAUCGUCUGAGCUUGCAAGAACUUCGGAUUCCUGAGGGCAUUACAUUGGCAGACCCCGACUUUGACAAACCAUCGCAGGUGGACUUGCUACUAGGCGCCGAAGUAUUCUUCGAGUUACUAUGCAUCGGGAAAAUUAAGAUUGCAGAUGGUCAACCGACAUGGCAGAAAACACUACUAGGAUGGAUCGUGUCCGGCAGUUUAUUGGUCGAGCCCCAAACAAGUAAGGCCACAAUUUGCGGCUUGGUCGUCAAUGAGCAGCUUAAUGAGAAUCUCGCACGCUUCUGGCAGAUUGAGCACACGCAGCGGCAAAAUACGCGAACACCCGAGGAGCGCAUAUGCGAAGGGCAUUUUGCGCAGACGUACACACGCAACUCCGAUGGAAGAUUUACGGUAACGCUACCCACGAAGCAGGGGGAGCUGCACAAGUUAGGAGAGUCGCGGGAUAUUGCACUGCGGCGAUUUGGUGUCCUGGAGCGGAGAUUGGAGAGAGACCCUCAAUUGAAGAUGGACUAUGCGAAUUUUAUUCACGAAUACCUUGAGUUAAAACAUAUGAGAGAGCUAAAAUCCGAGGACGCAGCAUGGUAUCGGCGGCCACAUUAUUACUUGCCACACCACUGCGUGAUAAAGGAAGCGAGCAAUACUACUAGACUUAGAGUGGUAUUUGAUGCAUCCAGCAAAACCACAUCUGGAUACUCUUUACACGACGUCUUGAUGGUUGGUCCUGUUUUACAGCAGGAGUUAUUUUCAAUACUGGUACGUCUUAGAGGCUUCGAGUACGUCUUGACGGCAGACAUAGCCAAAAUGUACCGGCAGGUACUGCUGAAUGAAGCUCAGGUUUCUCUGCAGCGUAUUGUCUGGCGCGAUCAACCCAGUGAAGAUAUCAAGACUUACGAGCUAUUAACAUUGACUUACGGGACCGCUUCAGCAUCCUUUUUGGCAACCAAGGUUAUACAGCAGCUAGCCGAUUUGGAAGAGGAUCAUUUCCCCAAGGGCGCCGCGAUAGCACGAAGAGAUUUUUACAUUGAUGAUUUAAUAACGGGCGCCAAUUCAAAGGAAGAAGCAAUAAUAAUUCGUGAUCAAACCAUAGCAUUGCUACAGAAAGGAGGUUUUACACUCAGAAAGUGGUCUUCCAACAGCCAAGAACUUCUGAAGGGCUUACCUGAGGCGUCCACAGAUAAUAACCUAUUGGAGCUGGACAAGGAUGGGACAGCGAAGACAUUAGGAAUAAAAUGGAACCCUGAAAAGGACGUAUUCCAGUAUACGAUCGCUUUGGAAACACCAGCACGAGGAGUUUGCACAAAAAGGUCCAUUCUGGCUAGCAUUUCCCAGAUUUUCGAUCCGCUCGGACUUUUGGGACCAAUUAUAGUCAACGCUAAGCUAAUAAUUCAAAAGCUUUGA